Molecule: messenger RNA, 4037 nt
Organism: Stylophora pistillata
Lineage: Eukaryota; Metazoa; Cnidaria; Anthozoa; Scleractinia; Pocilloporidae
Molecular function (GO): SH3 domain binding
Source: RefSeq, a predicted model, not a curated record
UUGAUGACGUCACAUGGCGGCAAUGGCGGCGUCGUGAAGGUGGGCACAUCCGGUGGAAUACACCACAAGGUGAAAGCUCUCCCAGCUUCCUUGUUGCCCAACUUUCGGAAGUGAACGUUCAGACCUAGUCUUUGUCGAAUGGUCGUGAGAAUUUUCGAUCCAGGAAACUACUUUCAAAGGAUCACCCUUGGGCUGAAUUGUCUUGAUUGAACGGCAGAACGCCGUGGGUGCGGUGAUUUGGAAACAAACUAGCGUCAAUUUCUCAAUCAUUCAACAGUUUUUGAAUUACAAUCGUUCUGUAUCAUCUCAGAUCAUUGAAUUGACGUGAAACGAUUAUUGCCGAUCGUCGUACUUCAGUAUGAGUGAACAAUCCAUCGCCCAGGCACGGGCAUCUGUAAUGCUCUACAAUAAUGACAGAAAAGAAUGGGAACACUCUGGUGGAUCAUCAGGAAUCUCUAGAGUUCAUGUUUAUCAUCAUCCAAUCAACAAUACAUACAGAAUAGUUGGCAGAAAAUUACAGGAUCAUACAGUUGUUAUAAACUGUGCUUUAGCAAAAGGAUUGAAAUACAAUGAGGCUACUCCAACUUUUCAUCAGUGGAGAGAUCAGAGACAGGUGUAUGGUUUAAAUUUUGCAAGCAAAGAAGAUGCACAAGUUUUUGGGUCAGCUGUGACCACUGCUUUGGAAAACCUUAGGAGUGGGGGCACUGCUGGAAUUCCACACCAGCCUCCCAUGGUGCACCAACAACAGCCACAGCAUACAAACAGUAACAGAGGUAUUGAUCAUGAUGAAAUGGUCAAUCGAGACCCCUCUCACUUUGAUGGACAUGACCAGUAUUCACGUGGUAGGGUCCCCUCAGAUAACAGAUCUUACCGCCCUCAGUAUGAUGCGCCUCAUGAGACAGAAAGCCCUAAUUCAAGCACUAUUUCCUUGUCAACAUCUUCUGCACCACAGUCACCACCACAAAAUGUACCCCAAGCACCCCCUGUCCCAGCAGCUCCACCUGCUCCCCCAGCACCCCCUGCCCCACCUGCUCCUCCGGCAGCUCCUCCUCCUCCUGGUGGGGGACCUCCUGCACCUCCUCCUCCUCCUCCUACACCUAGUGGAGGUGGAGGUGGUGGCUCAUUAGCAGAUCAGAUUGCAGCAGCAAAAUUGAAGAAGGCUGCCAAGGCUGAAAGUGAAGGUCCAAGAACUGAACGAGCUAAUUCAACAAGUCGUGGCAACAAGUCCAUCGGUGGAGGAAUGGACAUGAUGGCAGAAAUGCAAAGAAAGUUGGCUGCAAGGAAAGCCAAAGAAGAGGGAAGAGAAAUCGAACCUGUCAGAGAAGAAACCGAGGCAAGAACAGAAAGAGCACCUGCUGCACCACGCACCACUGUAAGCAAUCCGCCACCAGCUCCGACAUUUGGAAACAACAAUAUUAAAACAAACUUCCUGUCAACAGCUAAACCAACAAGUAAUGGUGCCAGAAAAAACAGCAAGACAGAAUCACCCUUGAGUAAUGAGCAGCUGGAAGAAUUAAAAUCGGAAUUACUUGCUGAAUUUAGACAAGAAUUGGAUGCUGCUAAGAGAGAGAUAAUUGAAGCUGUAAGACAAGAAAUUGCUCGCCUUCGGUGAGUGGGCAUGGAACUAUGUAAUGACUCAAUUCAGAAGUCACCGAAUAAAUGGAAAACCUCUGAUUAAUGAAAUGAAUAACUCCAAGUGUUUAUUCCUUUUCCUGACAUCAUGAAAACGAUUUGGGAUAUAAAUGUGAAUAUGCAUAGUUGGCUCUUAAAGUAGUGUUAAUUGGUAAAUGAACUAUUGACUUGUGGAGGCAUGGUAUACCAUAACCCUUCUCACCAAAUGGACAGUAUACCAUAACCCUUCUCACCAAAUGGACAGUUUUAAAUAAUAGGGUUCAUUAGACGCUUAGUGAAUUUGUAAUAAAUAUUGCAUGAAUGCCAUGUGAUAAUUAAUCAUCAGGACAAAGCUGUGCAAACAUGAUUACCAGUAGUUCUCAUCCAGGUUUAAUUGUUGCGGUGACACCUUGUGUUUGUAUCUAGUUAUAACAGAAUUAACAUAAGAUACAAUGAAUAUAUGAAGAAUUAACAUAAAUUGGCUUUGAAUAAUAAUGCUGAGGUUACACAUUACGUCAAGAGUGGAGAGUUCGUAAUGUUUGAUUUAUGUGUUUUAGGGAAUUCAUGUGCUCCAUAAUUCUUUUUUUUUUUUUUCUCGAAAUCUGAAGCAUAACAUUAAAUGGUAUUUUUAUGAAUGCUGACCACUUAAACAUUAGCAAGGAAAAGACUGUAAUUCUAAUGAUUUAGACUGUGCUUGUGUAAGGAAUAAAACAAAAUGACCUCCUUGGUAUUUCAUGAAAAUUUUGCAGGAUUUAGUUCUUGCUGAUUUUGCGGAUAGUCCUUAAUUCAGAAAACCUUAGAAGAAACAUCCUGCAAUUAACUUCCUCAAAAUCUACUACUUGCUUCAAAUAGUAAAAUCAGAUUAUUUUCCAUGUCAAUUUUCUGUUGCUGAAACAGAAAAUCACUACAUUGUAGUGAAACAGAAAAUCACUACAUUGCUGAAACAGAAAAUCACUACAUUGUAUCUAGUUAUAACAGAAUUAACAUAAGAUACAAUGAAUAUAUGAAGAAUUAACAUAAAUUGGCUUUGAAUAAUUACACAUUACUUCAAGAGUGGAGAGUUCGUAAUGUUUGAUUUAUGUGUUUUAGGGAAUUCGUGUGCUCCAUAAUUCUUUUUUUUUUUUUUUUUCUUCUCGAAAUCUGAACCAAGGGAAAUUUCAGUCAUCUAGAAUGGCAAAUAUAUGUUCUGAAGAACACAAAGAAUCACCAGUCUGCAAACUAAAACUUUUUCAAAAUUUUCACGAAAAGUGCACAAUAACAUAAUGGAAUAAUAUCAUAAUGGUGAUUGUGUGUAGAAUGUACUUCAGGGGUAUCAAUUAUAACAGUGACUGGAAGGUACAAAGGGGGCUUAGCUUGAGCCUGUGUUGGAGACUUAAUGCACCACAGGUGUUCUUAAAAAGUGAGACUCCGGAACUUAAAGCAAGAAUAAACAAUUAUAUCAAAUUAUUAGCACUGUUACAUCAAUUUGUGCUGUGUGUCAACCACAGUAUGUCCUUGCAAAACGUUUCCUUCAGACACUAAAGAAAGGCAUUCCCCAGAUGGUAUGGAUAGGGGAGUCUCAGAUAUGCUUACAGAUAGCAGAAAUUCAAAGUGCCCCUGGUAUUUGCAGCUUCUUGUCACUUUUGUAUCAAGUUACAUCCUUAAUGUCAUAUUCUUUCAAAUAGGCUAGAUUAUUUUCAUGAUUGAUUCUCUAAAAUUAUUUUUCCAUAGCAUUGCCUUUGUCAAGGCUUUUACAGAUUGGUCAUGGUAGAUAAGGAAAUUUUUACAGAAUGCAGUGAAAUGGUGAAGAUUGUAUCAGAACAAACCCAGAAUCAGUCAUUUCUAAGCCAUUCUAAAACAGUUUGAGUUUGUCAUGUGGAUUCUAGGCUAUUAUGCACUUUAUUCCAGGUAGUUCUGUCAUCUUGUGUUUAGUGAUACCUGUGAGAUGAUCAUAACCAACUUUGUUGAGUGAAUUAGGCGUUACUGUUGAACACCGUAUUAUCUUAAUGUGUGGUGUAAAGAAGACAGCAAAGAUACAUGUAAUCCAACUGCUCAUAAUCUAACCUUGUUUUUAAGUUUCAGUUGAGUUUAGCAGCUUAGUAUAUUAAAUCCCUCCUGUAUAUGAAAAUUAAUUAUUCACUGCUGCAAUUUGUUCACAUGAAGGAGUAAAAUUGGAAUGAAAUUUGUUGUUUGACUCCUGGAAGCUCUGUGUUUUAUUUCAUCUCUCACUUUUAAGUGAAAGGUGGCACAAACUUCCCAGCAAAGUGAGAGAGGAAAUGAUGAUUGCUACUCUAUGGGGGUACUUUCAUAAUUCUUUCUGACUGAUAAAAUUCCAUUUAAUUAAUUAAACACCCUAACAUCAGUAUGCAUAUUCUCUAAACUGUUCUCCAUACAUUUCCUGAGGUGUUGAUUAGGAGAAUUUGUAAUACAAUAAAGAACUUUAUUUA